CGGAAUGUUUAUCAUUAAUUUAUACAAUUGAAUUAAUUGUAUUAGCAAUAAAAAAGGAAACAUAAUAUCAUCCUAAUUUUACUCAGUUUAGAACUUGGAUUAUUUCAAAAAUUAAAUGUCUCAUAGAAAACAUAUGCAGAAUAAGACAAUUAACCUCAACAUUUUUAAUAUUCUUUAAACCAAAUUUUUUAUAAUUGUCUACACCACAUAUUCACUCGCAUAGUAAUGUACAAUAUUAAAGGGCCAAGUAAAAUUGUUGCAAAGUCUACAAGAAGAGGUAUUUCACAAAACUUAGAUAAUUUACACAAUCAACAUAGAAGUAAAGUUCUAGAUUCAAAUGAAAACGAAAUAGUAAAUGGUCCAAAACCAAUAUUUCAAUCCAAAAAAUGUGCAAAUAAUAGGAAAUGUAAAGACAACAUAUCACCACAUCACGAGAAACUUAUCACAUAUAUAAAUGAAUCUUGGAACUUAGUAGCAUCUGAAUUAAACAGUCAACAAAACAAUAAUAAUAAAGAUAGUACAAAAAAAUCCCAAAUGGUAAUGUAUUUUGAGGAGAGCCCUUGUACACAACUUCAAGACUUUAAGCCUUUUGAUCUUGAAUCCUGGUGGGGAAGAAGACUCUAUACAAAAAUUACAAAUUCAACAAAUUCAAAAAAUUAAAUCAAUUGUAAAUUUUAAAGAAAUGUUUUUAAAGUC
This is a messenger RNA of Agrilus planipennis (emerald ash borer), 696 nucleotides long. Its product is annotated as mapk-regulated corepressor-interacting protein 1. The record is from RefSeq and is a predicted model, not a curated record. Lineage: Eukaryota; Metazoa; Arthropoda; Insecta; Coleoptera; Buprestidae. Bases 226 to 660 code for a protein of 144 amino acids. The transcript is spliced from 5 exons.